UUUUAAGUACGUUUUCCGUUUCAAAAACCUCCGUCCUAACAACAAACUGCUAAGAACUGAACUAACUAAUAAGACAAAAAAUGUCUGAGGAGGAGAAACAGACGCAGAUUGAACCUAAUUUGAGCGAAAAGACAGUUAUACUAAGAAGAGCUCGACUAAAUGCAGCAACCAGUAGUCUUAUGAGUUUCUGUUUUAGGGAAUGCUGUUUUAAGCCAGUUGCAGAUGAGCCUGAUAUUGAAAUAGAGGGCAGUCUGGUCCACAAAGAUUCAGAGGAAGGUCAGAUACUGUGUGCAGAAAAAGAAGCUAGAAGGAAAAGCAAAACCCUCUUCAGCUGCAUCAACACAGCCACUCAGACAACCAUAAACCCUCCAAGGGAAGUGGCUUGUCAAACUGAGUCCCAACCUCUUUUAGUGAACUAUUCAGCUACAGCCAAUCAGUGGGAGAUCUAUGACUUCUAUCAAGAAGAGCUUCAAAAGCGCAAGAGCAGUGCAAAGAAGGAUGAGAAAGAAAGUGAAAUCGCUGAGGGAGCAGAAGGGGUGCAGGGGAAUCUUUCACUUCUACGGGACUUCACUGACAAAUCUGAUCAUGACCUGGCCAAGUUAUCUACAGCGGCCAAGCUUCUUGAGUAUGCGGUGAAUGAAAAUAUAAAUGGAGACAUAAUUGAAGAUUUCAAGCACUUUGAGGACGAAGCAGAUGAAUUUCGAGGAGACAAGGGGACUCUUCUCCCACUGUGGGAGUUUCAGUAUAAUAAAGUCAAAAGUCUUCCUGUGAGCGCCCUCUGCUGGAAUAAAGAAUACAAUGAUUUGUUUGCUGUUGGUCUUGGGUCACAUAAAUAUACUGAACAGAAGUGUGGCAUGCUUCUUUUCUACACUUGGAGAAACAACAAUCACCCAGAAUUCCUCUUCAACACAGAUUCAGGCGUAAUGUGUGUGGACAUCCAUAAGCAAAAGUCCCACCUGGUGGCGGUGGGUUUGUUCGAUGGCAAUGUGUGUGUGUACGACCUAAUGGCAAAGGGUGAUCAGCCCAUUUAUAACAGCAUGACCAGCUCUGGCAAACACUCAGGCACUGUAUGGCAGGUGAAGUGGUGGGAGGACGAUUUAUAUGGCAAUCACACUUUCUUCUCUGUGUCCGCUGAUGGACGAGUGGUGUCUUGGACUUUGGGAAAGUAUGAGCUAGUCUCCACUGAUAUCAUCAAGCUCCCACCAAUGGACAACGUUCCUGAUGACCUUAACAAUGUCAUUUUCACAGCUGGAUUGACUUUGGACUUCCAUAAACAAAAGCCCUACCAUUUUCUUGUUGGCACUGAAGCUGGAAAGAUUCACAGGGGCUCCACACACUACACUCGGUUUAUAAAGACCUUUGAGGCCCAUUUCAGGAUGGUUAGUCGCGUGAGGUGGAAUCCCUUCAAUCCUAAAGUUUUCAUCACUUGCGGCAUGGACUGGAGGGUGAACAUCUGGGAUGAAACAACUGACUCUCCAGUGUUGACUUUUGACCUGAAAUCUUCAGUUACGGAUGUGGCCUGGGCUCCAUAUUCUUCCACUGUUUUUGCUGCAGUCACUGCUGAUGGAAAGGUUCACGUGUUUGACCUCAGCAUCAACAGAUUUGAAGCUCUUUGCCAGCAAAGAGUGGUGUCCAAUAAGAGACACCUCACAUGCAUUGAAUUCAACCCUGUCCAUCCCAUCAUCAUCGUAGGCGAUGACCGUGGUCGUGUCAUCAGCCUCAAGCUCUCACCCAACCUCCGCAAGAACCCUAAGGAGGAGAAGGGCCAGGAGCUGUCUACUGGACCGGAAGUGGAAAUUGCAAGAAUGGAGAAACUGUUGAUUUUGAUGAGAUAGACGAGGGUGCAGGAAGGCCAGGAAUACUGGAAACAGAAAUACAAAAUACAAAAAAAAAAAACAAGAAAGAAAGAAAAAAAAAGUCAAGCUUCUUAAUGUUUGCGUGUUAUAAUAUGCAUUUAUUAUAUAUCUGUUACAUAUUUUGUGACACACCUACUGGCUUUUACAAAUCUUAAUUUGCCAGA
This is a messenger RNA of Danio aesculapii, 2020 nucleotides long. RefSeq names its product dynein, axonemal, intermediate chain 1, paralog 1 (gene dnai1.1). Lineage: Eukaryota; Metazoa; Chordata; Actinopteri; Cypriniformes; Danionidae. The record is from RefSeq and is a predicted model, not a curated record. The transcript has 18 exons. Gene Ontology annotation, cellular component: outer dynein arm. Gene Ontology annotation, molecular function: dynein light chain binding; dynein heavy chain binding. Bases 81 to 1835 code for a protein of 584 amino acids. Gene Ontology annotation, biological process: outer dynein arm assembly; cilium movement.